This is a messenger RNA of Megachile rotundata (alfalfa leafcutting bee), 2829 nucleotides long. It is a transcript of the gene Galphaq, whose product is annotated as G protein alpha q subunit. Gene Ontology annotation, cellular component: heterotrimeric G-protein complex; cytoplasm. Lineage: Eukaryota; Metazoa; Arthropoda; Insecta; Hymenoptera; Megachilidae. Gene Ontology annotation, biological process: adenylate cyclase-modulating G protein-coupled receptor signaling pathway. Gene Ontology annotation, molecular function: guanyl nucleotide binding; GTPase activity; G protein-coupled receptor binding. The record is from RefSeq and is a predicted model, not a curated record.
GCGAAAAAGAAAGAGAGCUAAGGAGAGACAGAGAGCAUACGAAAGUAGAAGGAGACAGAGCACCGGUGGGUUACCACACCCAACCGCGCCGGGGACCGAGUGAACAAGUGAACGAGCCGUACGAGAGCUCUCUCGCGAGUAGUACGCGGGCACAGCGAGGGACCCAGGGGCCGACGAUCGGGAUUCGACGGGAGUGCUCGCUCGGAACUCUUCAGAUCUCGAUCCGAGGAACGGACCUCGCGGAAAUUCGCCGCGACGAAGAGGCUCGAGAACGUGUACGCGCGUGUCCCUCCGCGAGUGCGUUUCACGAUAGAACGCGGUGUGUGCGUGGAACAGGAACGUCGAAGGAGAUCGAAAGGGCUGAACGAGCGUGAACGAGGAUCGACGAGAAGAAGAGGAAAAAGGAAAAUAAGGAAAGGAAAAGAAGCAAACCAGAUAGAUAGAGAGACAGAGAGAGGAGGAGAGACAAGCUACCGGCCGAGGUUGGUGCGUGUGCGUACAUGUGUUGAUGUGUCGCUGGCGUCGUCGAGCCCUGCCAGGAGUGCUCUGUCGUCGCCGCCGCGUGUGCACAAGUCGUCGAGAAUUACGGGGAGAUCCCGGAGCCGCAUCCGUUUAACUCGAAUCGUCCACGUUGCGCGUCGUCCUUCUCGUCGUACGUGUACGAGUGUGUCUCGGGUGGUGAACACCGGUGGUUAGAGUGGUGGUGGUGCGAACGGUUGCGGGUGAAUUUCGUUGAUUCGGCCAGGACCAAGAGGGAAGGGAAAGAAAACAACGCCGAGAGAAGGAAAAAGCCACGAGGACGGCGACGAGACGUCGUCGCUCGUUCCCGGUAGCAAGGUAAUAAAGAGGCCCGACGACGAUACCGAGCCGUCGAGCCAACUGCCGUCUACGACGACACUCGCCGCACGGCAAUCGCUCGCCACUACCGCAAAUCGCUCGUUCCCUCUCUCUUUCCCCUCCUCCCUCCUCCCUCCCUUCCUCCUCCCUAUCCUUCUCCUCCUCCUCCUCCUCCUUGUCCUUCUUUUCCACCUCUUUCUACUCGUUUUUCUCCUCUCUUCCUCUUCCGUCCGUCAAGGAUCCUGCCGUCCUGAGCCAUGGCGUGCUGCCUGUCGGAAGAGGCGAAGGAGCAGAAACGAAUCAAUCAGGAGAUCGAGCGGCAACUACGAAAGGACAAGCGAGAUGCCAGGCGGGAACUCAAGUUACUACUUUUGGGUACUGGUGAAUCCGGCAAAUCCACCUUCAUCAAACAGAUGAGAAUCAUCCACGGUUCCGGAUACUCGGACGACGACAAGAGGGGGUUCAUCAAACUCGUCUAUCAAAACAUUUUCAUGGCCAUGCAGUCCAUGAUCCGAGCCAUGGACCUCCUCAAGAUCCAGUACGGAGACUCUUCGAAUAUAGAAAAGGCAGAACUCGUGCGGAGCGUGGAUUUCGAAACGGUUACAACGUUCGAGAGUCCAUACGUAGAAGCAAUCAAGGAUUUGUGGGCAGACGCCGGGAUCCAAGAGUGUUACGAUCGCAGGCGAGAAUAUCAGCUCACAGAUUCCGCUAAAUAUUACUUAAUGGAGAUAGAUCGAGUCGCGGCACCAGACUACCUCCCCACAGAACAGGACAUUCUUCGCGUGAGAGUGCCCACUACCGGUAUAAUUGAAUAUCCUUUUGACUUGGAAGAGAUCCGAUUUAGGAUGGUAGAUGUUGGUGGACAGAGAUCAGAAAGAAGAAAGUGGAUUCACUGUUUCGAAAAUGUUACUUCUAUAAUCUUCUUAGUAGCCUUAAGUGAAUACGAUCAAAUUUUGUUUGAGUCGGAAAACGAGAAUCGAAUGGAAGAAAGUAAGGCACUGUUCAAAACAAUCAUCACAUAUCCUUGGUUUCAACACUCCUCUGUCAUUCUGUUCCUAAAUAAAAAAGAUCUGCUUGAAGAGAAGAUUAUGUAUUCCCAUCUUGUUGACUAUUUCCCUGAAUAUGAUGGCCCACAAAGAAAUGCCUCGACUGCUAGAGAAUUCAUUUUAAGGAUGUUUGUCGACUUGAAUCCAGACUCUGAGAAGAUCAUUUAUUCACAUUUUACGUGUGCCACAGAUACCGAAAACAUCAGAUUUGUAUUUGCAGCAGUGAAAGACACCAUUCUCCAGUCUAACUUAAAAGAGUACAAUUUGGUUUAGACGACAAUAUAUAACACUCAAGAUGGAUUUAACAAUUUUUCUUAUACCCUGACCAAGGUAUUAGUGUGGACACUGUCAAGUUACAAAUGGAGAAGAGAUGAGAUAAAGGCGGAAAGUAAACAGUAAUUUUGUGGUGCCAUCAGCGUAACGUUCGCUGCUCCAUUACAAGUGUACCAACUGAUUAGUAAAAUUUUAUGACGGAGGUAACAGCGAUGAACAAAUAUGGACCUAAAUCUGAGCGUUAUACGUUCUUUCCUAACCUUUUCACUGUCAAUACCAACAAAUUGAUUUAGUUUCGUACUCUAUUUGUUGAAUUUGUUACCUUUUUAUAGAUUAGUUUAGUCAAUCAUGCCUGGCUGACUGCGUAAUCAUCUGAUUUUUAUAUAACAAAAUACCACGAUGCAACAUAUAAAUAAACGUAUAAGAUAGAGUGCAGCCAUGCCAUACAAAUGUCUGUCCAAGUGUUUAUCUCAAAUUGAGAGAUCUCAGCAAGAAACUAAAGAUGAAGAAGGACAAACGCUUUUUAAUCACAAAGUAGUCAGUGACACAAGUGAGAGCAAUUCUAGUGCCAUUUACUAGUGUGGUGUUUUUAUUGCAAUCCUUUCUUAGAUGCAAAAGCCAAAGUGUUUUUUUAUCUGUGCCAGAAGCGAAUAAAAGUUUUUUCUGCAUGCGA